AUGGCAAUCUUCCUGCUGGUGGCCCUCUCCACCUCCCAUAUCGCGUCCUCACUCCGCUCGGGUGUCGGUGUCUGCCGUGCAAAUGGCUAUCUUCCAGGAAAGUCGGGCAACUGUGAGAAGAGCAAAAACCCGGACUGUUGUGAGGAUGGCAAGAGAUACCCGCAGUACCACUGCUCACCCCCGGUCACCGUGGCCACCAAGGCCAUCCUGAUGCUGAACAGCUUCGAGAAGGGCAAAGAUGGUGGCGGCCCAUCGGAGUGUGACAAUGCCUACCAGAGCGAUGAGGAGCUAUCCACCGGCUGGUUCAAGAGCAUGGCCCGUCGCGGGCACCGUAUCAAGAUCACCGCCAAUGGCAACUCCGUGUACUCCAAGGUGGUGGACGAAUGCGGCUCCGUGUAUGGCUGUAACGACUAUCACAAUUACGAACCACCAUGUGCCAACAACAUAGUCAACGCCUCUCUAGGAGUGUGGAACGUGUUGGGGCUCGACCAGAACGUCAGCAUGGAGGGCAUCACCUGGUCUAACGAGUGA
This is a messenger RNA of Aegilops tauschii subsp. strangulata, 531 nucleotides long. RefSeq names its product putative ripening-related protein 5. Lineage: Eukaryota; Viridiplantae; Streptophyta; Magnoliopsida; Poales; Poaceae. The record is from RefSeq and is a predicted model, not a curated record.